Molecule: messenger RNA, 5160 nt
Organism: Sus scrofa (pig)
Lineage: Eukaryota; Metazoa; Chordata; Mammalia; Artiodactyla; Suidae
Source: RefSeq, a predicted model, not a curated record
UGCAGGGAGCUGGGCUGCAGCGGGGUCUGGGGGCGUGCUGGAGUUCGAGGGUGUGAGGGGGGUGCGGAACCCGAGGGGCCGGCGCCGCCCGCCGGGAGCGCUGUGGACCCUGGCACGUUGGCGGCCGCCAGCUCGCUCGCCGCCCGCGCCCGGGCGCUGUUUACUAGCGAGGCCUGGACGUGACUCUGCAGCCCUCUUGGAGUAGGCGGACCUCCGCGCGCCGCCAGGCGGGAGCUGUAGUUCUGGGCUCCGCGUCCCUACGGCAUUGUGGGAGUUGUAGGCGCGCCAGGGCCACGCUUUCCCCGCACAAAGCUUGGACCCCGCGGGCGGGCUGUUGGAGGCAGGUCCGGUCGGGGGGCUCUCCGGAGAGGGGGCAGCAGAGUCCGCUUUUAGCCUCACCAAGCCGCUGCCUGCAGCACGUGGGUCCCCACUGCAAACUUUCCUGUCUCACGCCCCUCCCCCAGCCAUAAACCGAAAGCAUCUGGUUGCCCAGCCCGCUACCCAGUUGGGUGGGUGGUCCGAGGUCCGUCGCCCUCCUCAGGAGCCACCUUCUAAGUUUUGCCCGGGAUCCUCUGGAUCUCCCCUUCCCCGGAGAGUGAUGGGUUAGCGGACACUUGUUAAAAUUCACAUGCCCGCAAUUCCGAUCUCUAGAAGGGCCCGAACAUCUGCAGGUUGAACACAACCGGCAGGAUGGCGGCGCUGCAUGGGGGUGUUCUCUGCGUGUCCAACUUUGGGACCUGUGGCCCCCUUUCCUGCUCUAGUAGCGAAAUGGCUCCCCAGGGCUGGAGCCACGUGCUCUGCCGCCCCGGGGCGGGCAAGGCGGGGAUUGAGAGAGGAGGAGCUCAGGGCGGUGUGGCCCAGGCUGGUGGACACCAGGGCCCGUCAAAACCUGUCUGCGGGAAGGUUGCUGCACACCGCCGCCCCCGUCCCAGGGCUCCCACCUUAACUACGCUCAGCAGAGGGGCUCUGAGUGUUGGCCCUUCUCCAAGGUCCAGCUGGAGAGCUUAGCUGUAAUAAGGGAAAAGAAGAAAAAAUUCGGGAGCUAUUAAUAUGCUGUAGAGACUCCUUUGGGGAGAUUUUUCUGAGUCCUUAGCAUCUUCCCCCGAGUGAAGUGGCUUUAUGGCUUCCUGUGCGGGAUGAGGACACAGGUCUGGAAAGGAAGAGAUAAGGCAGGUGCUGGGGCUGGAACUUGAACCUUGGUCCCAGAGCUGCUGGUUGCUCAGAGGAGGGUUGGCCAAUGAGGAGAUGGGUUGAGCUGCCUCAAAUGCUGCAGAGGACAUGCGGAGACUGAUCCCAGGCAGGCUUGGCACCAGAGGACCAUAGGCUGCCUGGUCUGGGCCUUGGCCGUGUCCUCCCUGGGCCCCCUAGAACUCUGGCUUGGCUCUGUUUCUGUUCCAUGCCCCCCUUGGAGGAGUCCAGCAGACCCAUAGGGGUCUCCAGAGUUGGGCCUGCCCAGCUGUGAGAUUGUUGUCAGCCCAUGCGUUGGGUGUGGGGCUGGGGCCUCUGGGUUUGUUCAUUUUCUGGGAGCUGCUGGGUGAGGUAGGAAGCUUGUCACGGAUCGGGUGUGAGUUGGGUGGGACCUUCUGGCCGGAUAUACUGGCUUCUCAGGCAGGUGGACUUUGCUCCAUCCCUCGGUGACCAGCAGGGCUCCAUGCCUCUGUCGCCCAGACCUGCCAGCGAGGACUGUACAGUACAGUGGGGGCCAUGCCCACAGGGGCGCCCGCACAAGCUGUGUGGUUUUGGACCUGUUGCUUAACUGCUCUUAGCCUCUGUAAAAUGGGGCUCCGGUGAAGUUUGACUGUGUGUAUGGAGAGUGCCUGGUAGCUGAUAAAAUAGCACCAAAUUCGCAGAAGCAGGAUCGUGGUGGUCUUACUGUCCAUGGCAGAGGGGCAGGGCAGGGUCAGGGAGAGACCAGCCCUCUUCAGAAGGCGGUAGAGAAUACUUAGAGGCUUUGGAGUGUGCUGGGUUUAUGAUCUGGUUUUUACAAGGUACUUUGUGCUGGGAUUGAGGACACCACAAGGAACUAAAACCUGCCCUCGUUCUAAGAGCCUGGAGUCGCUUUUUUUUUUUUUUUUUGGUUUGUUUUUUGGUCUCGUCUUUUUAGGGCCACACCUGGGGCAUAUGGAGGUUCCCAGGCUGGGGGUCUAAUUGGAGCUACAGCUGCUGGCCUACACCACAGCCAUAGCCACGCCAGAUCGGAGCCGUGUCUGGGACCUACACCACAGCUCACGGCAACACGGGAUCCUUAACCCACUGAGCGAGGCCAGGGAUCGAACCCGCAACCUCACGGUUCCUAGUCGGAUUCGUUUCUGCUGCGCCACGACAGGAACUCCCCUAAGAGCCUGGAGUCUCAUGGCGCUAAAAGGUCUUGUCAGUUCCCUUAGAUCCAUGGUGUCUCCUGGAAUCCGGGGUACAAACUGGAAAAACAAGGCAUCCCAUUAUCCUCAAUCCCUCUCCUUUUUUUCCCCCUCCUCUAUCUCUUUUAAACUUCACCUUGGCCCUAUGAAGUGAGGCAUAGUCCCCCAUUUUAUAGAUGAGGAAACUGAGGCUUCGAGUGAGGAAGUGGCCAAGCUUGGGGUUCCAUAGCUACUAAGUGGCAGGACUGGAGUUUCUCCUCGAACCAGUGCGUGGGCCCUUCUGAGGCUGGAGAAGCUGUGGGGAAGGGGAGUUUCUGAUGGGAAGAGCCUGGACCUGGCUUGUUUGGGGAUGGAGGGCAGGGUGUCAGGCUGGUCGGUGUGAGGGGCAUGGAUAGCAGUGGGGCGGGCGAGGGCCCUGGGCUGCUCCAGUACCUGCUGCAGAGAGCAGGGGGCCCUUGGGCAUCCUUGGUGAGGGGUUGUCGUCUUCCUCCCUCCUGUCCUCUUCUUGGGGUAUGGGAUAAGCCCUGUGUGGCCUUUCCCACCUCUGACUGUGUAGACGUUGAAGGGUGGGUGUGUGAGUGCCUUAGGGCCCUGCCGAAUGAGCCAUCUCAGUGGCUCACUUAAAGCUGGAGCCACGCAGGGGAGCCGUGGGAACGAGGGGAUACCCACUUGCCCUUGGGCUGGGCAGGAGGGACAGGUCCAGGUUGGGACCUUCACUCGAAGCGUGUGCUUCCUGCUCCUGGGCCUCUGCUUGGGGUGCUGGCUUUAUGCCAGCCUCUUGGGGGUACACGGGGAGUGGCAGCUCUGGUCUCGGCACCGGAGGCCCUUCUGCAAACUGUUCCUUGGCCAGAGGCUGCCCAGCCUCAGGAGAGCUGUCAGAAAGUGAGAGAAGUGACACAGUGUCCUCGGACCAGUCCUUACUGCUCACCUGCCGGGGUGCAGGGGGAGUGGAAGCUGAUGUGGAGGAUGCGGAGGAUCUGACGGUUACUGGAAAUCAUGCUUUCUUCUGCAAAACUGAGACGGAAAUCCUUGCCAACAUUCCAUUGACCCCUGAGACUCAGCGGGACCAGGAGCGGCGGAUUCGGCGGGAGAUCGCCAACAGCAACGAGCGGAGGCGCAUGCAGAGCAUCAACGCGGGCUUCCAGUCCCUCAAGACCCUCAUCCCCCACACAGAUGGAGAGAAGCUCAGCAAGGCAGCUAUUCUCCAGCAGACUGCGGAAUACAUCUUCUCCCUGGAGCAGGAGAAGACCCGGCUCCUGCAGCAGAACACACAGCUCAAGCGCUUUAUCCAGGAGCUGAGCGGCUCGUCCCCCAAGCGGCGGCGGGCAGAGGACAAGGAUGAGGGCAUUGGCUCCCCGGACAUCUGGGAGGACGAGAAGGCGGAGGAUCUGCGGCGGGAGAUGAUCGAGCUGCGGCAGCAGCUGGACAAGGAGCGCUCGGUGCGCAUGAUGCUGGAGGAGCAGGUGCGCUCGCUGGAGGCCCACAUGUACCCGGAAAAGCUCAAGGUGAUCGCGCAGCAGGUGCAGCUGCAGCAGCAGCAGGAGCAGGUGCGGCUGCUGCACCAGGAGAAGCUGGAGCGGGAACAGCAGCACCUGAGGACCCAGCUCCUACCCACGCCGGCCCCCACGCACCACCCCACGGUGAUCGUGCCGGCGCCCGCGCCCCCUCCCUCCCACCACAUCAACGUCGUCACCAUGGGCCCUUCCUCCGUCAUCAACUCUGUUUCCACGUCCCGGCAAAAUCUGGACACCAUCGUGCAGGCGAUCCAGCACAUCGAGGGCACCCAGGACAGGCAGGAGCAGGAGGAGGAGCAGCGGCGAGCGGUCAUUGUUAAGCCGGUGCGCAGCUGCCCGGAGGCGCACGCCUCCGACACCGCCUCCGACUCAGAGGCCUCGGACAGCGAUGCCAUGGACCAGGGCCGGGAGGAGCCCGCAGGGCACGGGGGGCUUCCCUGACCACCCCCCAGCCCUCCUCUCCCGUCUGGGGGCUGGAGGGGGCGGGGCAGCCACGGGAGAGCCGAGGGCCACUGAGAGGAAUUUUUACAAAAUUACGGCGUCAUUUGGGUCUCUUUUAUGACCUCCUCUUCAAUACUGUAAAUCGACCUUGGCGUGAAGCCACCGAACCCGAGGUCCGGGGCUGGGGUGGCAGGCGCGCGGGGGAGCACCGGGGCUCCUGGGGCUGGGCCUCGCCCCGGAGGCUGGGGAAGCGGCUGCGGAGGUGCCUGGCCUCUCUCCGCCACCAACGCAUUUUUUUCACUGAAACAUGUUUUUAAGAACAGGGAAAAAUCAAACAAAACCCCAAGGUAUGUCUGCCCCCCGCAGAAGCAGCCCUGCGACUGUCGGUUUUUCACUCCCCCUCCCUCUCUUUUUGGUGUCUUUUCCGCUUUAAGCACUUACAUGGGUUGGGGGUCAGGCCGGGUUGGGGGUCCGGGGGUCUCUGUUGCUUCUCGGUUGGGGUUUGCUGCUGCCCUUCGCCCCUCUCCUCCCCGACUUGUCUCAGCACUAGGAAUCGCCACUCGCCACCGCCACGGCCCCCACCUCUCUCUCCAGGUUUCCUAUCUUCCACCCUAAAAAUGUCUUUAUCUCUCUCUUUUUGUUUUGUUUGUCAUUGGUUCUUUUUUUUUGGUUUUGGUUUUGUUUUUGGUUUUGUGUUUUUUUUUUUUUUUUUUUUUUUUUUUACAAUUUUGAGGUCUUUGUGUUCAAGGAGAAGCUAUUAUAUUUUGUUAAGAAAGUGGGGGGAAAAAACCCAAGAGGCCACCGUGCCUUUAUAAAGAAACAAAAUAAAGUUUGUACUUUGUUUUUUA